CAUGCUUUUCUCUGUGGAUUACGUGUCUUUCUUUAUCUAAUCAAAGACCUCUCAGACCUCUCUCUCGAAUAUCCUUUAUCCUUAAUUGUCUUCUCUAAGCCUCUCAAUUUCUAAAACCUCGUUCUAAUCGAAAAUCUUCUUCUUUUUAUACGUUAUCUCAAACGCCCGAAAACUCAUAAUCAUCCCUUCAUUUCUCUUAAAUGUUAUCCUCUCCUUCUUUCUCGUGAUUCUGACAUCGAUUUGAUCGAGAUUUGUCUGGUUCUUCGAAUCAUUAAUCUUUUUGGGGAUUCGUUAAUUCUUGUCGCCUUCUCUGAUCCCAAUGUUCUGACAGAGCUGAGUGUCGUUUUCUGAGUGACAUCAAAUCAUGUCUUUUUGUAUGUGUUUUGGUCCGAUAUCUAGAAACAACCUGACACGGAAUAAAAAACUCACAGGCAAUACUGCUUGUCAGGAAAGCAGCCUUGAGAGGCCAACUUCCCCAGCCGACACUGCAGAAGCAGCUCCAUCAUCUUCUCUAGAAACACGGCUAAGGUAUGAGCUCGACACACGGAGAUUCGAAUACCGUGAACUCGCAAACGCAACGAACAACUUUAGUAGAGAAUCCUUGAUAGGGAGAGGAGGAUUCGGCCCUGUCCACAAAGGACAGCUUGAAUGUACUGGACAGUUGAAGAAUGUGGCAGUCAAAAUUCUUGAUCCCAGUGGCUAUUACACAACUGAAGAAGAAGUUUUAGAUUGGAGAACAAGGAUGAAGAUAGCUGCAGGAGCAGCUAGAGGAUUAAGACACUUGCACUGUGAGGCUAACCCUAUUGUGAUUUACAGGGACUUUAAAUCUUCAAACAUAUUGCUAGACAACGGAUACAAGGUGAAACUCUCUGAUUUUGGACUUGCUAAAUUUGGUCCAAAGGACGACAAGACCCAUGUCUCUACUAGAGUUAUGGGAACUCAGGGAUAUUGCGCACCUGAAUAUGCUUUUAGCGGAAAAUUGUCAACCAAGUCUGACAUUUACAGCUUUGGAGUUGUAAUGUUAGAGCUUAUCACUGGACGCAGAGCUAUUAUUGAAUCACCCAUAUGUCAUAGCCGUUUACUUGUGCAUUGGGCAAGGCAACAUUUUAUGAAUAAAAACAUAAAGAAAAUUGUAGAUCCAAUGCUACGUAGACAAAGUGAUUUCAUGAAAGAAAAAACCUUGGAAAAAGCGCUUGAAGUAGCAUUUACGUGUGUGAAAGAAGAUCCAUACGCUAGACCAUCGAUCAGCGACGUAGUAGAUGCUCUCGAUUAUAUAAUUAUUAGCUUGAGGAGAAGGAAGAAGAGAAAGAACAUUGUACAUGGAGAAGGAAUAGAAUUGGAGACCGUACCAUCGAAGGAAACAAUGAAGACGUUGAAUCGCAAUGAAAAUGAUGAAAAUGAGAGACAGAGAGCCGUUGCUGAAGCUAAAAAUUGGGCUGAAAAUGCGAGAUUACAGACGCCAAGCAAAAUGCCAGCAAUUCCAAAUUCUUAUUAGUGAAUCAAAUGUUUUUCUUUAGAUUUUUUUUACUGUACUGUGCAAAGACUUCAUAGUUUUUUUGGGUUAAAAUUUGUAUACUUUUUUUUUAACCUCAAAUUGUUCCAACUAUUUAGUUCUUUGUACAUGUUAUCAUUUUUAUCCUGAC
Messenger RNA from Thlaspi arvense, 1643 nucleotides. The record is from the annotation of a GenBank genome assembly. NCBI's taxonomy places the organism in Eukaryota, Viridiplantae, Streptophyta, Magnoliopsida, Brassicales, Brassicaceae.